Alexandromys fortis (reed vole) is the source of this 669-nucleotide messenger RNA. It is a transcript of the gene Nms, whose product is annotated as neuromedin S. Lineage: Eukaryota; Metazoa; Chordata; Mammalia; Rodentia; Cricetidae. The record is from RefSeq and is a predicted model, not a curated record. The transcript is spliced from 7 exons. The coding region runs from base 97 to 669 and encodes 190 amino acids.
AAAGCCUGGGUCCUCCUGCGCAAAGCUGAUUGGUGCUCAGCCAGUGGGCUCUAGGCUGCUGCCGAUAAAGGCUCCUUACUGCCCUGGGCUGGACAGAUGCAGUGCAGGGGAUCAUCUCUGCCUCAGGACCCUGGGAAAGUGCUCACUGCCUCUCUGAACAACACACAUCUGUGGCCUGCAAAGAGGAACCAGACCUCGAAGAUGAAACUUCUGCCUCCCCAGUUCCCUUCCGUCCUGGUCAUCUACUGCAUCUGUAUGCUGAAGAUUCCCUCCUCAGGAGUUUCUCAACCUUUAGCUGAUUCUCCAGAUGGCUUGGAUAUUGCGGAGCUUGAGCAACUGGUAUACUUUCUGAACCAGUGGGAGACACUUUAUAACCAACCUAAGGAAAACCAGGAUGUGUACAAAAGGUUUUUAUUUCACUACUCCAGAACUCAGAAGCCAAAGCAUCCCAUUAACUCCGAGUUUGUGCCCGUGCACCCCUUGAUGCGCCUGGCUGCCAAGCUCUCCAGCAGAAGGAUGAAAAGAUUGCUGCAUCCAGAUUCCGGGGCUGUUACUGUGGACUUUCCUAAGAAGGCAUGUGAACCUCGUGAGAACACUGAUUUCCAGAAAGUUCUAGAAAAAAAGGGCAGAGAUGUGGCUGGAACCUGUAACUCUUCCAGGCCCAUUUAG